Messenger RNA from Salvia hispanica, 639 nucleotides. The record is from RefSeq and is a predicted model, not a curated record. Lineage: Eukaryota; Viridiplantae; Streptophyta; Magnoliopsida; Lamiales; Lamiaceae.
AUGUCACAACGGUUAUUCAUCCGUAUAGCGACUACAUUGGCGCAGCGGUACAUGUGCUUCACAUUGCGCAGUGAUGCUAGCGGCCGACCCGGGUUGUCAACAUAUCUGAAGUGUACCGCUGCAAUUAGGCAGCUUGCCUAUGCCGGACCCGCUGAUAUGUUCGACGAAUACCUACAGUUGGGUGAAACAACUGCCCUAACGACGCUGAGGCAGUUUUGUAAUUGUAUCCAGGCCAUCUUCGGUCCGGAGUAUCUACGGAAGCCAAAUGCCGAUGAGUGCCAGAGGUUGAUAGAUAUGCACGGGAGAGUGCAUAAUUUUUCGGGGAUGUUGGGCGGCAUCGAUUGCAUGCACUGGGAGUGGAGGAACUGCCCGGUUGCUUGGAAGGGGCAGUUCACAUCUGGAUUCAAAGGGAGACACCCAACAAUGAUACUGGAAGCUGUUGCUGACUACCGAUUGCGAAUCUGGGUGAGGGAGACACCCAACAAGGCAUACUACUUAGCCGAUGGGAUAUACCCUCGUUGGCCCAUGUUUGUCAAGACGAUCCGGCAGCCGGUUGGGCCGAAACAAUCCUAUUUCGCGGCCAAACAAAAGAGUGCUAGGAAGGAUGUUGAGCGUGCUUCUGGUGUCCUCCAAGCGUGA